GCUGUCACGUCAGUUCAAAUCGACAGAAAGCGGCAGGCCAAGAAUAGCAAGGACAUGUCGCGGACGUCCCGGACCGAUGCCAUGAAACCUUCUUCAGCCCUCACCGCAUCCAUGGCAAUCUGCCGAGAUCUCUUGCGCUGAGGACAUGCGCUCAUUUGCGCGUGCCAUGGCCCUCACGAUCCGGGCCGUCCGAUACGGUCCUCCUCCGCCUUCUCCGUCUGUUCGUUGACCUUGGCCAUGGUUCUUCGACCCAACGGCUGCCUAUAAAGGCUGCCGUCGUCCUCCGUCUCUCUCAAUCUCAUCAACCCACACCACACUCCAAGAACACCUUCGUUCUACAACUCUCUCGCUUCUACUUUCGUUCACACAACUACAAACAAAUCAACCAACAAUGAAGUACCUCACGCUCCUCGCCUCAACUCUCCUCGUCACCUCCGCCCUCGCCGCUCCCGGCUACGAGUACAAGUCCGAGGAAGAAUGCACGACCACCUCUUCUGAGGAGUGCUACACUACCACCUCUUCUGAGGAGUGCUACACUACCACCUCGGAGGAUUGCUACACCACCCCGACCCCGUAUGACUGCUACCCCGUCACCGUCUGGUCCACUUGUUACGAAACCGACACUUGCACAGUCACGGACAUUGAGUACACCACUGAGUACAAGACAUGUACCGAGACCGACUACUCGACUUGCUACGAGGAGACCACUUGCUACGACACUUGCACCACCACUGAGUACUGCACCACCACCGAGGUCUCCUACUGCACCGAGUCCGUCUGCAAGACGCCUUACACUACCUACGUUUGGGUUCCCCCGUCAUACACUGAGUCCUCUUGCUCGACUGUUUACCCUUGUGGCUAUACCGUUCCCACGGAAACUUGCACGACUACUGAGACCUCCAUCUGCUACGAGACCACGACUUGUUACGAUGAGGUGACCUACUGCUACACUGACCCCGGCCCGACCGUGACCAAGGAGGUCGAGGUUACUUGCACCGACUACGUUUACUCCACCGAGUGGUGCACUGAGACCUACACCGACUUCUACACCGACUGCUCUACCUACAUCUCUUACUGCACGGAGACUUGCACUGUCCCGUACACUUGCACCGAGACCGAGACUUGCACUGUCACGGCGACGCCCAAGACGGAGACUUGCACGUACACCUCGAUCGACUACUGUUACUCCACCAUCUACGAUGAGUGCACGGUGACCGAGACCUGCUACGAGACUGUCACGGCUGACUGCAAGCCCACGACCACCGAGUGUGAGCCCACCGAGACCCCUUACAAGAAGGGAUGGUUCUGAGCGAGUCGUUAGUGCGGAAGGAGUUGAUGGAAAGCUGAUGAGAUGACGAGUUCUACUUCUUGGUCUUUUUCUUCGUAUUUUUGGUUUUCUCUUUUCUUGACCUCCGAUCUUUUGAGCUGGGAGGUACCACUCUUUCUGCAUUUCUCAGCGAGAUGAGUCGGCUUGAUCUUCUUUUUUAGUACAGUUUUUCUUGGAUGUGCGUUCGUUCGUGUUCGUACUUU
Saitoella complicata NRRL Y-17804 is the source of this 1530-nucleotide messenger RNA. RefSeq lists its product as uncharacterized. Lineage: Eukaryota; Fungi; Ascomycota; Saitoellomycetes; Saitoellales; Saitoellaceae. The transcript is spliced from 3 exons. Bases 392 to 1309 code for a protein of 305 amino acids. The record is from RefSeq and is a predicted model, not a curated record.